AUGGAGCUGGACUUCGGCCAUUUUGACGAACGGGACAAGUCAUCUCGAACCCCGCGUGGUGGGCGGGCCAACGGGCUCCCUAGCCCCACCCACAGUGCCCACUGCAGCUUUUACCGCACGCGCACACUCCAGGCCUUAACCAAUGAGAAGAAAGCUAAGAAAGUGCGGUUUUACCGUAACGGUGACCGCUACUUUAAGGGCAUUGUGUACGCUGUGGCGACCGACCGCUUCCGCACGUUCGACGCUCUCCUGGCCGACCUUACCCGAUCUCUCUCCGACCACAUCAACCUGCCCCAGGGCGUUCGCUUCAUAUUCACCAUCGACGGCUCACGCAAGAUCACCACCCUGGAUGAACUGGAGGAAGGAGAGAGCUAUGUGUGCGCAUCAGAAAACUACUACAAAAAGGUUGACUACACGAAGAACGUGAAUCCAAACUGGUCUGUGAACGUGAAGGCGUCGGCCAGCCAGAGGAACAUGCAGUCUCUGGCGAGCCGUGCGGCCUCUGAGAUGAGGGAGAGUAAAGACUUCAUCAGGCCCAAGCUGGUGACCAUCAUGAGGAGCGGCGUGAAGCCCAGGAAGGCGGUGCGGGUCCUGCUGAAUAAGAAAACAGCCCACUCCUUCGAACAGGUCCUCACCGACAUCACCGAGGCCAUCAAACUGGAGAGCGGGGUGGUCAAGAGGAUUUACACACUGGAUGGUAAACAGGUGACCUGUCUGCAGGACUUCUUUGGUGAUGACGACGUCUUUAUCGCCUGUGGACCAGAGAAGUUCCGUUAUGCACAGGACGAUUUCUCUCUGGAUGAGAAUGAAUGCAGGGUGAUGAAGGGACCCAAAGCCAGUGGUCAGAGAGGUUCUGCUAAGAGUCCUGGUCCGGUCCGACGCAGCAAAUCUCCUGCUGAAUCCACAAAUGGGACUGGUUCCAGUAGCCAGCUGUCCACUCCCAUCUCUAAGCAGUCUCCUAUUUCCACCCCGACCAGUCCUGGCAGCGCCCGCAAGCAGAAGGACCUUUACCUGCCCCUCUCUCUGGAUGAUGACGAUUCACAGGGGGAGUCUAUGUAG
Chanos chanos (milkfish) is the source of this 1059-nucleotide messenger RNA. RefSeq names its product neuronal migration protein doublecortin-like. The coding region runs from base 1 to 1059 and encodes 352 amino acids. Gene Ontology annotation, biological process: photoreceptor cell development; intracellular signal transduction; axoneme assembly. The transcript is spliced from 6 exons. The record is from RefSeq and is a predicted model, not a curated record. Gene Ontology annotation, cellular component: axoneme. NCBI's taxonomy places the organism in Eukaryota, Metazoa, Chordata, Actinopteri, Gonorynchiformes, Chanidae.